AUGAAGAAGAGAAAGCUGAACUCGUUGACGUCCUCAGGUUCGCAGCCGACGCAAUCGUCGUUCGCCGAUGUUUUGGAGCGGUUGAAGGAGGAGACGGGCGAAGAAGCCGCUGCAGAAGGAGGUGCAGACCUCUGGGCGCGGCCUGCACUGCGCCCAAUCGACGAGAAACGCGACUCGAUCAUCUUCCAGCAGAUUGAUAUCGAGUACCACACCGAGAACUCGAGUGGAGGCGUGACUCUCAGAAUGUUCGGUGUGACAGAGGACGGCCACAGCGUUCUGGCUCAUGUCUACGACUUUGACCCCUACUUCUAUAUACCCGUUCCGCGAGGCUUCACGGAAGACGAUAUACCAUCGUUCCUCCUCUAUCUCAACAACCAAUUAGGGGCGGGUUGUGUGAGAAAGAUCGAGCUUGUGAAGAAACGCAGUAUCUGGGGGUAUCGAGGCGACGACUGGGUGCCGUUCAUGAAGCUCAUAACAGAUAACCCUCGCAACGUGCCGAAAGUCCGAGAUGAGCCAAUUCCUUGUAUAUGCGGCUUCAAGCGGGACCUGUUCCCUGAGCAAACGACCACCUUCGAGAGCAACCUGGCGUACGUCCUGCGAUUCAUGAUUGACACCAAGGUUGUGGGCAUGAACUGGAUCGAGGUGCCAGCCGGCAAGUACAACCUGGUGAAGGAUAAGAAGUCCCAAUGCCAAAUCGAAUUGAGUGUCAGAUGGGACCACUUCAUCUCCCAUGCGCCUGAGGGCAACUGGUCAAAACUAGCACCAUUGCGUAUUCUCAGUUUUGAUAUCGAAUGCGCCGGCCGAAAAGGCAUUUUCCCUGAAGCAAACGUCGAUCCUGUCAUCCAGAUUGCGAAUAUGGUGACCAUCCAGGGCGAAAGCAAGCCCUUUAUACGAAACGUGUUCACCCUGAACUCAUGCGCUCAUAUUGUCGGCUCCCAAGUUCUUUCGUAUGAUGAUGAGAGCCAGAUGCUGCAGGCGUGGCGCGAUUUCGUUGAACAGGUCGAUCCCGACGUCGUCAUCGGCUACAACAUCUCCAACUUCGAUUUGCCGUACCUCAUGGACCGGGCUAAGGCCCUCAAGGCCAAUAAAUUCCCCUUCCUUGGACGGAUGCGGAACGUCAGGACGCAAGUGAAGGAUACUCACUUUUCCUCGAAGGCGUACGGGCAACGCGAUUCAAAGGAAACUGCUAUGGAAGGCCGGCUCCAGCUUGAUCUCCUGCAAGUCAUGCAGCGUGAGCAAAAGCUUCGUAGUUAUACCCUCAACUCUGUCUGUGCCCAAUUCUUGGGAGAACAGAAAGAGGACGUGCACCAUAGUGUCAUUACGGAGCUUCAGAAUGGGACACCAGAGUCAAGAAGACGUCUAGCUGUCUACUGCUUGAAGGAUGCAUACCUCCCGCAACGACUGAUGGACAAGUUGAUGUACCUCGUUAACUACACUGAAAUGGCGAGGGUGACAGGCGUCCCGUUCAACUACCUCCUCGCUCGUGGGCAAUCCAUCAAGGUGCUCUCACAGCUCUUUCGCAAGGCCAACGACGAGGGCUAUCUCGUUCCGGUCUUCAAGGGGGAAGGAAGCGACGAACAGUAUGAAGGUGCCACCGUCAUCGAACCCAAGAAGGGCUACUACGAUUCCCCAAUCGCCACGUUGGAUUUCAGCUCUCUAUACCCGUCGAUCAUGAUGGCGCACAAUCUGUGCUACACAACCCUGUUGGACAAGGCUACCAUCGACCGGCUCCAAUUGGUCAAAGAUGUGGACUAUAUCCAGACGCCCAACAAUGACUUCUUCGUGACCUCGACGAAGAGGAAGGGGCUUCUUCCGACUAUCUUGGAGGACCUUAUCAGCGCCAGAAAGCGAGCGAAAGCUGACCUGAAGAAAGAGAGUGACCCUUUCAAGCGUGCUGUACUCGACGGUCGUCAGCUUGCUCUCAAGGUUUCUGCCAAUUCCGUAUAUGGGUUCACGGGCGCCACUAUAGGCAAAUUGCCAUGUUUGGCUAUCUCGUCUAGUACCACUUCGUACGGUCGGCAAAUGAUCGAGAAGACUAAGCAGGAAGUAGAAGCUGAAUACUGCAUUGCGAACGGUCACAGUCAUAACGCUGAAGUCAUCUACGGUGACACGGAUUCCGUCAUGGUGAAGUUCGGCCCUUCAGAUCUCAAAGAGGUCAUGGCGCUCGGCAGCGAAGCCGCGGAGUUUGUGACCACGAAGUUCAUCAAACCCAUCAAGCUCGAGUUCGAAAAGGUUUACUUCCCGUAUCUGCUGAUCAGCAAGAAGCGUUAUGCUGGGCUCUACUGGACGAAACCCGAGAAGUACGACAAGAUGGACUCCAAGGGUAUCGAGACCGUUCGGCGAGACAACUGUCGUCUUGUGUCGACCGUCAUAGAGACUUGUUUGCACAAGAUGUUGAUCGAUCGCGAUGUCAAAGGUGCAGAAGAGUACACGAAACAGAUGAUUUCGGAUCUGCUACAGAACAAGGUCGAUAUGUCGCAGUUGGUGAUCACGAAGGCGCUCGCCAAAGCCGACUAUGCUGCUAAACAAGCGCAUGUGGAACUAGCCGAACGCAUGAAGCAGCGUGAUGCUGGCUCCGCUCCUGCACUCGGGGACCGUGUUGCCUAUGUCAUUGUUAAGGGCAUAAAGGGCGCUGCUGCGUACGAGAAGUCUGAAGACCCUAUAUACGUUCUCGAGAACAACAUUCCCAUCGACACCAAGUAUUACUUGGACAACCAGCUCUCCAAGCCGCUUAUGAGGAUUUUCGAGCCUAUCCUUGGAGAGAAGGCGUCGUCGCUCCUGUCCGGUGGUCACACACGAUCUAUCCAGAUCGCGACGCCCACUGUCGGUGGUCUCAUGAAGUUUGCUGUAAAGACAGUGACCUGCUUAGGGUGUAAAACGGCAUUAAAAGCCAAUAACAGCGUACCAAAUGGUGCCGUAUGCAACAACUGCCGCCCCAAACUAGGCGAGCUCUACCACAAGCAAGUCUCGACUACAUCGGACCUCGAAGUCCGCUUCUCGAGGUUGUGGACUCAGUGCCAACGGUGCCAAGGAUCCUUGCAUCAGGACGUGCUAUGCACGAGCAGAGAUUGCCCGAUCUUCUACAUGCGGAAGAAAGCGCAGAAGGACGUGGAGGACGCACAUGGCGUUCUGGAUCGGUUUACGGAUGAGGUGUGGUGA
Molecule: messenger RNA, 3159 nt
Organism: Punctularia strigosozonata HHB-11173 SS5
Lineage: Eukaryota; Fungi; Basidiomycota; Agaricomycetes; Corticiales; Punctulariaceae
Product: delta DNA polymerase
Exons: 24
Coding region: 1-3159 (1052 amino acids)
Biological process (GO): nucleotide-excision repair, DNA gap filling; base-excision repair, gap-filling; DNA replication proofreading
Cellular component (GO): delta DNA polymerase complex
Molecular function (GO): 3'-5'-DNA exonuclease activity; nucleotide binding; DNA-directed DNA polymerase activity
Source: RefSeq, a predicted model, not a curated record